CUGCCAUGUAGUAAGGUCUGCUCAAAUUCAUUCUUUCGUCUUUAAAUCGACAUUGUGCUACAAAGGUGAAUUCAUUUUUUAAAGGACAGCGAAUACGUUAGACAAAAUCAAGAAUAAUUGUAAAAAGACGGAUCUGAUGCAUAUAAGACGGACGAGAUGCUUUAAUGGAUGACCCAACUGAAGUAAAGAAUCAAAUUGUAGAAUUGUUUAUCCAAACUUGAGUAGAUAUAAAUCGAAAUGAAAGUCAUAAGCAUGACACUUUGCUGAAUGCCACAGCUAAUGGGAAUAAUAAAAUAAUUAAAUUGAUUUCUCAAAAUGGAAUAGAUUUUUAUCAAAGUGAAAAAGGCAGAUGUGAUGCGUUGAUAUUUGCCUCACGUCAUGGACAUGAUAAAACUGUUGAAUUGAUUAUCAAACGCGGAGUAGAUCUUAAUAUAACUGACAAGAACGGACGCAGUGCUUUGAUGAACGCUUCAAGUUAUGGGCAUAAAAAAUUGUUGAAUUGUUUAUCAAAAGCGGAGCAGAUAUUCACCGCACUGAAAAAGAAGGAUGUAAUGCAUUGAUAAUUGCUUCAAAACAUGGAAACCGUAAAAUUGUGGAACUGCUUAUAAAAAACGGAGUAGAUAUAAAUCAUACUGAUAAAUAUGGCUGGAAUGCAUUGACGGAAGCCUCAAAAAAUGGACAUUAUAAAAUUGUAGAAUUGCUUAUAAAAACGGGAACAGAUAUUAAUAGAAUUGACAACGGCGGUCGCAAUGCUUCAAUGAAUGCCUCAUCUAAAGGAAAUGAGAAAAUUGUUGAAUUGCUUAUGCAAAACAGAGCCGAUAUUAAUAGAACUGCAAAAGAUGGCACAAAUGCAUUAAUGCGUUCCUCAAGAAAUGGACAUGCUAAAAUAGUUGAAGUAGGCCUACUUAUCAAAAGUGGAGCAGAUGUUAGUAUUAUUGAAAAUUCGGUCGCGAUGCGUUAAUGGAUGCCAUAGCUAAAGGACAUUAUAAAAUAGUAAAGUUGCUUAUCAAAAGCGGAGCGGAUAUUCAUCAAAUUGACAAAGAUGGAUGCGAUGCAUUGCUAUUUGCCUCACGUCAAGUAAAUGAUAAAAUUGUGAAUUGUUUAUCAAAAGCGGCGCAGAUAUUCUUCGCACAGACAAAGAAGGAUGUAAUGCAUUUAUAAUUUCUUCAAGUAAAGGUCGUAGUAAAAUUGUCGAAUCGCUUAUAAAAAGAAGAACUGAUAUAAACAAAAUGGACAAUGAUGGACUAAGUGCAUUGAUGCAUGCCUCAAGAAAUGGACAUGACACAAUUGUGGAAUUACUUAUCGAAAGCGGACCACAUAUUCACCAAACUGACAAAGACGAAUGUAACGCAUUGAUAUAUGCUUCAAGUACAGGAAGUGGUAAAAUCGUGGAGUUGCUUAUCAAAAGCGGAGCAGAUAUUAAAGCAAUAGACAAAGGCGGAUUGGAUGCACUAAUGCAUGCAACAAAUAAUGGACAUGAAACAAUUCUUGAAAUACUUUUCAAAAGCGGAGCAGAUGUUCAUCACACUGACAAAGACGGAUGUAGUGCAUUGAUAUUAGCUUCACGUAAUCGACACAAUACAGUUUUGGAAUUGCUUAUAAAAAACGGAGAAGAUAUUGACAUGCUUGACAAUAAAGGACUAGAUGCAAUAAUGCAUGCCACAAAAAAUGGACAUGAUGAAAUUGUGGAAAUUCUUAUCGAAAGCGGAUCAGAUAUUCACCACACUGACAAAGAUGGAUGUAAUGCAUUGAUAUUUGCUUCACGUAAUGGACAUGAUAAAAUAUUUGAAAUGUUAAUAAAAAACGGGGCGGAUAUAAAUCAUAGUGACACAUAUGGCAGGAGUGCAUUGAUGAAAGGCUCAAGAAAAGGACAUAAUAGAAUCGUGGAAUUGCUUUUCAAAAGUGAAGUAGCUAUAAACCAAGCUGACAUAGAAGGAUGUAAUGCAUUGAUAUUUGCCUCAAGAAAAGGACGUGGUAAAAUUGUGGGAUUGCUAAUAAAAAGAGGAGCUGAUAUAAAUCUUACUGACAAAUACGGAUGUGAUGCCUUAAUACAUGCCUCAAAAAAUGGACAUGAUAAAAUAGUGGAACUACUUAUCAAAAGCGGAGCAGAUAUUAAUAGAAUUGAUAAACGGGGUAUGAAUGCUUUAAUUGAUGCAUCAGAUAAAGGACAUUAUAAAAUUGUGGAGUUUCUUAUGUUAAAUGGGGCCGAUAUUAAUAGAGCUGCAAAUUAUGGCAUGGGUGCAUUGAUGCAUGCCUCAAAAAAUGGACAUGAUAAAAUUGUGGAAUUACUUAUCAAAAGCGGAGCAGAUAUAAAUCAUGUUGAUAUGUACGGCACUAAUGCAGUGAUAGUUGCUUCAAAAUAUGGGCAUGAUAAAAUUGUAGAAUUGUUUUUGAAAAACGGAGCAGAUAAUAAUAAAUUUGACAAAAGCGGUUGUGAUGCUUUAAUGGAUGCCCCAGCUAAAGGACACGUUAAAAUUAUCAAAAGCGGAGCAGAUAUUAGUAAAAUUGACAACACCGGUCGAGACGCAUUAAUGUACGCUUUAGCUAAAGGACAUGAUAACAUUGUUGAAUUACUAAUGAAAAACGGAGCAGAUAUUAAUAUAAAUGACAAAGGCUAUAACGAUAUUUUAAUAAAUGCCUUAGAUAAAGGACAUGUUACAAUUGUGGAAUUGCUUAUAAAACGUAGAGUUGAUUUUAAUUUAACUGAUAAAGACGGACGUAGUGCUUUGAUGGCUGCCUCAGGUAAUGGACUUACAACAAUUGUUGAAUUGCUUAUCAAAUGCGGAGCAGAUAUAAAUCAAACUGACAAAAAUGGCAUGAAUGCAUUGUUUUAUGCCUUAGAAAAAGGACAAGAUACAAUAAUAGAAAUACUUGUAGAAAAUGGAGCAGACAUCAAUAGUGUUGAUUUAUUUGGUGUAAGCGCAUUAAUGGAAGCAUGUAUGAAAGGACUCGCAAAUACUGCGUUGUUUUUAAUCAAGAAAGGAGCAAAUGUUAAGCUUUGCGAUCAAAAUGGAUGGGAUGCAUUGUUAUUUGCAUCUCAAAAUGGACUUGAUGAAAUAGUACAACUAAUUUUAAAAACUGGAGGAGAUUUCAAUCGUGUGAAUAGAUACGGAUUGGAUGCAUUAAUGCUUGCAGCUCAAAAUGAAAAGAACAGAACAGUGCAAUUACUACUAAAAAGUGCCUUAGAUUGCAUUGUUUUUAAACCAAACAGAUGGAAGAAAUCAAAAAAUACAUCUGUGAAUUUUUUACAUGAAACCGUAGGGAGCAUAGAACUUCAAACGUAUUUAACAACUUACCUAUCAGAAUUAGUUUUUCUUGCACUUAAAAAAGAAAGCAAGAGUUUGUUAGAAAUAAUAACUUCUUUUGCUGAUGAGCAUAGCUACAUGACUUAUUUUGCGAGAAAUAUCAAGAUCCUUAGUCACCACUGUUUAACAACACUAAAUCAAGGUGUACAAAACGACACUAAUAACGAACUGAGCACUUCAACCAUCCGUGCACAAAACCACGCAGAUUUCCGCAACUUUAAAAGAUCCAUCGAUUGUUAUGUAAAGAUUGUUCUUUUCUGUCGCAACAAUCAGACACCAAGCUAUGAUGUAUUAAAAGAGUUUGUUUGUGAUGUUAUGUUAGAGUUUUCUAACAUGAGAGACUUUGACGCUUUACAUUUCUUCAUAUGUCAGAAGUGUUUGAAGACAAUUUACUCUGCUCUAAAUGCUGAAGAUAAACUGAAGUUUCUUAAACUACUUUUCAAUCUUAACUAUGCGGAAAAGACGAUGCAAUUCUUACAAGAUGAACAUCUUCUAGAUACAACAGCUCCAUAUUUUAGCUUGUCUUUAAUUCGUGACAUGCUCAGUCUAUUGUGGGGCGGUAGUCAUCACAGUUCAGAAUUUGCUUUGCAACUGGCUGAGAAGAACAUCAUCGUUAUAUUUACUGAUUGUCUGACUUCCAUCAAAGAAAUGCAGAAUUCACAUACUUUAUUUAUUACUAAAAACGUAAUCGCUAUUCUGCACAACAUAGCCCGACGAGGAGAAGCGAAGAAAUAUUUUACAAAUAACAUUAUAUUCGAAGCUGUACUGAGCUUAAAAACCAUGUACAAACAGACUCGGUUCACAUCACACCUUUUACUUCUGCUAAUAGAGGAGGAAUGUGGAGCAGAAAAAGAGGCAAUAGAGAAUGUAAAACGAAGUGUCAAAGAAAGUUUACUACAGGCUGUAAGAGGGAACAGAAAAAGUCUUUAUGGUUUUCCACUUUCUGAGCUGCUACAAGGCCUGGGUAAAUUUACAGAACAAGAAGAGGAUUUGAAAGAGAUUAUACCGCUUCUCCCACGCCUAACAGAGAUACUCAAAAAUGAUGAUACAGACGAACAUUUAUUUACAACAAAAUGUAUUAGAGAGUUGAGCAGAAUUCCCGAAGUAAGUCGACGAAUCAUAAUAGACGAAGACUUAAGUGAUUUGUUAAAUAAAUCAUUAAGCCUAGGUAACAAGGACAUAACAGCUAAUGUACAUUCAGCACGAUGGAGAUCUGGCCUUGCAACGGGAAAAACAGACAUCUUAGUGUCUGACGAGUUUCCAAAAGAAUUCAGAAUUGAUCCGACAACUUUGGCAAGCGGUGCUUUUGGUAGUGUCCACUUUGUCGUCGAUAUUUACCGGCCUGAAGAUAUACAAUUUGUUGCAAAGAAAACGUUACGAAAAGUAAAUGACGCAGACAAAUGUAGGGACACUUUUCAACAAGAGGCUUCGAUAUUGAUCAGUCUCAAACACGAGAGGAUUGUACAAUUUCAUGGAUUUCAAAAGACCGAAACUGAAUUAUUCUUAUUUUUGGAGUUUGUUAAAAUGGGUACACUUUCUGCGUUUGUUAAACAACACGCACGAUUAAAUGAAGUUUUGACAAGACGGUUUACAAUACAAAUUCUUGAAGGCGUUACAUAUUUGCAUGAAAAUAAAAUAGUGCAUUUAGACAUCAAAGGAAACAAUAUUUUGAUGGCUGACGAAGCAAACAUAAAACUAACAGACUUUGGUUUGUCGACAAUCCUAAUUGAGGAAAAAGGUGUUGAAGCAGAAAGGGGCACAACUCGAUAUAUGGCACCAGAGAUGAUUAACUGCCCUGAUGGGAGAAUAUUUAGGAACGCUUGUAGUCUUGACAUAUGGAGUGUAGGAAGCACUGUUGUAGAGAUGGUAACUGGCGUACCGCCAAACUCAACUACUGCAUCGGUCAACGUACUAUUUAAAAGAGCAAAUCUUGAGAAGCCUAAAUAUAAUCUACCAGUAGAAUCAUCCAUUUAUUUGCAACAGUUUUUAGAAAAAACACUUAGACCUGAAGCAGCAGAAAGACCGUCUGCAGAAACUUUGCUGAAGGAAGACGCGUUUGUGACUGGUUACAUAUAAUACACUGAUUACAUUAGGUAAGACAUUGGUGUAAUUAUGAUUUUGCUUGGUUAAAUUAACUAUUAUUCUUCAAUGCAUAUUUAAUUACACUUCUAAUUAAGCUACUAUCAUUUAAGGAAUUUGUUAUGUAUUCAACAAACUACUGCAGUUUACUUUUAUUUAGAUUUUAUUUAAUACAGUUUUUCAAUUACAAUUGCAAAAUGUAUAAGUUUAAAUGACUGAGAUAAACCUAUUUUUAUUAAAGGAUUGUCAAAACAUAGCUGUAAUCACACUUUAAUAUAUAGGCUACACUAGUAUUUUUUAAACAAUUAAUUCCUUUAUUUCUUAUCGGUUACUUUAAUUUUUGAUUCAACGAACCUAAAUGUACAAUACUUUCACUUAGUCGGUGUAUCAAUAUCUUAAAUAUUUAAAAACAAACAACUAUAUAAGGGUUGUCCAUAAAUGAUGGCACACGUGUAUGGGGGAGGGGGGUCCGUAAUUUUGUGACGGUGUGUGAUAAGUGUGCGCGGAGGUUCAGAUGGUUUGACGUCACACUUUUACAUUAAUAAAAAAAAAAGCAAUGAUAGAAAACGACUUAAUUUUAGCCGAUAUUUCGUGUAUUAGAAAACUUCUAAAUUGUAAUAGAAAUUGAUGAAAUUCUUUAUGUUAACAGAGUUCAGACAUGUAUUUGGAAAAAAAUAUCGAUGUUUUAAGAAAAAUUCAAUGGCAAUUUUGAGAGGGGGGGGGGGGGAAGGUUGUAGGAUUUAAAAAAACAUGACGUCAUUUCUGUUGGACACCAUAGGCAUACUGUUUUAUAAAUGUGUUCGUGGAUGAUUUUUUUAAAUAACCAGUUAAACAACGCAUAUUGGCUUAUUGUGCAUGAUUAAAUCUAGUGAAAAAUAUUGUGUAAUAUUAAUAACUAUUAUUUCCUUAGUGUAUAUCAAUAUUAACGUAUACUCGUUAUUGAUUUAACUGUAUUGCAACGUAGAGUUAGAUGUAAGUGAAUAAUGUGUUCAAUCCUUAAAAAUUGUUUUAAUUUCAUAUUUAAAAAAAAAAUGUUUAUUAAUUGACUUUAUCGCUUAGUAAUUAACUGUUGACAUACGUUUUUUAUCGAUCAUGUAAAAAUUGUUUCAUAUUACUGCAUUAAUCGUGAUAAAUGAGAUGCAAUGUUUACAUAAUAAUAAUGUUACAGAAAAUAAAGCGUAGCAUUAUUGCCUGAUGAUUAAUUUGUAAUUUGAUAUAUUAACUCAAACAAAUUGCUGCUGUAGCUUUUUAAAACUUUUCUGUUGUUACUGUUAGCUGUGAACUGUAUUUAGCUGUGGUCUAUUUUGUUCUAGUUUUUAGUAAAUUUAUACCUGGACGAAUUAAAAUAUGAACACAUUUACUAUUCUUCAGAAUCUGUGCUUCAUUUCUGUGUUUUAUAUCACAAGAUUGCCCACAUUCAAUUUAAAAAAAAUAUGAGUAGAUGCCUUUGUAGUGUGAGAUAUGUGUUCAGUAUGUCACAUUUUAUACUAUGUAAAAUAUAAUGUGUUACUUGUAUAAUUAAGUGUGUAGAUAUUCAAAUAAAAAUAUUUGUAUUUACCUUUUGUUACCAGUUAGUGAGAGUGUUUACAUAUUAUGUAACCAGUUUGUGAGAGUGUUUACGUAUUAUGUUACCAGUUUGUGAGAGUGUUUACGUAUUAUGUUACCAGUUUGUGAGAGUGUUUACGUAUUAUGUUACCAGUUAGUGAGAGUGUUUACGUAUUAUGUUACCAGUUUGUGAGAGUGUUUACGUAUUAUGUUACCAGUUUGUGAGAGUGUUUACGUAUUAUGUUACCAGUUUGUGAGAGUGUUUACGUAUUAUGUUACCAGUUUGUGAGAGUGUUUACGUAUUAUGUUACCAGUUUGUGAGAGUGUUUACGUAUUAUGUUACCAGUUUGUGAGAGUGUUUACGUAUUAUGUUACCAGUUUGUGAGAGUGUUUACGUAUUAUGUUACCAGUUUGUGAGAGUGUUUACGUAUUAUGUUACCAGUUUGUGAGAGUGUUUACGUAUUAUGUUACCAGUUUAUGAGAAUGUUUACGUAUA
Messenger RNA from Physella acuta, 7425 nucleotides. RefSeq lists its product as uncharacterized. The record is from RefSeq and is a predicted model, not a curated record. Gene Ontology annotation, biological process: protein phosphorylation. Gene Ontology annotation, molecular function: ATP binding; protein binding; protein kinase activity. NCBI's taxonomy places the organism in Eukaryota, Metazoa, Mollusca, Gastropoda, Physidae.